This is a messenger RNA of Tarenaya hassleriana, 651 nucleotides long. RefSeq names its product blue copper protein-like. Gene Ontology annotation, molecular function: electron transfer activity. NCBI's taxonomy places the organism in Eukaryota, Viridiplantae, Streptophyta, Magnoliopsida, Brassicales, Cleomaceae. Gene Ontology annotation, cellular component: plasma membrane. The record is from RefSeq and is a predicted model, not a curated record. Bases 46 to 519 code for a protein of 157 amino acids. The transcript has 2 exons.
CACUCACAAGCUCCAUUGCCACAAAUCACCAUACAUUCAUAAGAAAUGGGAAACCUAAGUAGAGUUAUCGGUUGCUUAGUUCUCUUAAUGUCCCUUGUGAAUCCUUCCUCCGCUACCACUCACGCUGUCGACUGGUCGCUUGGGUCAGACUACACUUCCUUGACCACCGGCAAGGCCUUUGCUGUCGGAGACACUCUCUUGUUCAAGUACGGAGCGGGGCAUACGGUGGACGAAGUGAAUGAAAGCGACUACAAGAGCUGUACGGUGGGGAACUCCAUCUCUUCGGACAGCACUGGCUCCACUUCCAUCUCUCUCAAAACCCCCGGGACACACUUCUUCAUCUGCGCCGUCCCCGGUCACUGCUCCUCCGGCAUGAAGCUCUCUGUCACCGUCUCCUCUGCCGGCGCUAAUCCCACGACCGACACGGGCCGUCUCGGUUCCUCUGCUCCGGUGGCCGCCUCGCCUUCGUUGGCUGCUUGGUUUGCUGCUUUGUAUGUUUUGGUCAUCUCCCAGUUUUGAUGUUUCCUUUUGUUGUGAUUGGUUCUAUGAUAUUCGUACGUUGUCGAGAGACCAGGGUAGAGGCAGUGCCUGUAUCUAUGCCAUGUUUCCAAUCGCUCUAUGAUUUAUCUAUGAAAUGCUUUUUCAGUGAUC